AUGGACUGCAUCGCCCGGGUGUUCACGGUCGGAAACGGCUGCAAAGCGGUCCGCUACGAUGAUGAGACCACCGUUGAGCGAGUGCUCCAGGUGGUACUUCAAGGAAUCGGUAUUGCGGCCGUAGCCCAUGCUCACUUUGCGCUUCGGCUACUAUCUGGACCUUCGCCAAAAACUGCAGGUGAUCAUGUAUGGCUUCAUCCGUAUCUUCUCAUAUCAAAUCUACGGCACACUUAUGCAAAAUUUCUUCCUCCCAGCUCGUGUCCUCAGGAUCUCAACUUUGAACUGAGGCUGAGAUUCAUCCCACAAUCUGCUUAUGAGCUCUUGUUGACUGAAUCCAAUGCAUUCUUCUACCUCAAUGAACAGGUUUUCGAAGAUUUCCUCGGGCAUGUCGCCUGGAAGGUCAGCCUCGAAGCCGCCCUCGAGCUGGCUGCCCUCAAAGUUUGCCGGGAUUGCCUCGAAAAGCAAGUUAAAUCAUGUCUCGACCACAAGAUCGACAUUGAUGCAGUCAAUAUGGAUUCGGCAAUACAAGCGUUUAUUCCGAAAUCAGUCCUUUGUGGGGGGAAUAUUAAGGCAAGCACUUACUUCCCAUCCGCAUUGCGCCGACAAUUUACCCAGCUCCUCAAAAAGUUUUCCUCGCUCUCGCCGACUGAAUCAGUCCUUCGAUCGUUGUCAAUCCUGAUCGACAUUGUGAAAUUCGAUGUCGAGAUUUUCAAAGCCAGCAUGGGGGUGCGUUUUUUCCUUCACAGUGCGUGGCUUUGGUGA
Messenger RNA from Haemonchus placei, 762 nucleotides. The record is from the annotation of a GenBank genome assembly. Lineage: Eukaryota; Metazoa; Nematoda; Chromadorea; Rhabditida; Trichostrongylidae.